Magallana angulata is the source of this 4675-nucleotide messenger RNA. RefSeq names its product 5-oxoprolinase-like. Gene Ontology annotation, biological process: glutathione metabolic process. Gene Ontology annotation, cellular component: cytosol. Bases 125 to 4027 code for a protein of 1300 amino acids. NCBI's taxonomy places the organism in Eukaryota, Metazoa, Mollusca, Bivalvia, Ostreida, Ostreidae. The transcript is spliced from 35 exons. The record is from RefSeq and is a predicted model, not a curated record. Gene Ontology annotation, molecular function: 5-oxoprolinase (ATP-hydrolyzing) activity.
CCGUGUGCUGUAUCCUGCUGGUUUGGUGACGGACGAACGUCCAGUAUUCUUCAUUCUACUGAGAAUCAUUUGCAUAUAUAACAACGCAUUGUUUAUAGGAUAGAAGGAGAGGCGCUCAGGAACAAUGAAGGAAGAAUUUCAGUUUGCAAUAGACAGAGGAGGAACUUUUACAGACAUAUGGGCAAGGUGCCCAGGGGGAAAAAUUGAAGUCAUGAAACUUCUAUCUGUGGAUCCUCAGAAUUAUGAAGAUGCACCCAGAGAAGGCAUAAGACGCAUUUUAGAACAGGAGACAGGUAUUAAGAUGAGUGCCGAUAAACCAAUUGAUACAUCCUACAUUGAUUGGAUAAGAAUGGGCACCACAGUUGCUACCAAUGCUUUGUUGGAGCGAAAAGGUGAACCAAUGGCUUUAGCUAUCACCAAGGGAUUCAGGGAUCUGUUGUACAUAGGGAACCAAGCUAGACCCCAGAUAUUUGAUCUUGAGAUCUCAGCUCCUGAUCAGCUCUACAGUGAAGUAAUAGAAGUGGAAGAGAGAUUAGUCUUCAAGCAAGACAAAUGUGAAAUCAACAAGUCAUGUGACCAGGUCACUGGGGUCACAGGUGAAAAGUUGGAGAUAUGGGAGAAGGUGAACACUGAAAAACUGAGAGAAGAUUUACAGAAGCUGUUAGAUAAGGGAAUCCAAAGCCUUGCUGUAGUUUUACUUCACUCUUACACAUAUGCCGAGCAUGAAAAAGAAGUUGGCAGGAUUGCACUAGAGAUGGGCUUCCAUCAGGUGUCGCUGUCCUCGGAAGUCAUGUCUAUGGUGAGAGUGGUUCCCAGAGGUUACACAGCUUGUGCUGAUGCUUAUUUAACACCACAAAUAAAGAAAUAUGUAGCUGGAUUUGCCUCUGGUUUUAAAGACAACAUUCAGAACACAUCUGUUCUAUUCAUGCAAUCAGAUGGAGGCCUAACACCUGUGAAUAAGUUUAAUGGCUCCAGAGCAAUUCUGUCUGGUCCAGCGGGAGGCGUGGUAGGCUAUGCUCUGACAACAUAUAACCAGGACACCAAACAGGCUGUCAUUGGUUUUGACAUGGGAGGUACUUCUACAGACGUGAGCCGAUAUGCUGGUCAGUACGAGCACGUGUUUGAGACCACCACCGCAGGAGUGACCAUUCAGGCCCCUCAGCUGGACAUCAAUACAGUGGCAGCUGGAGGUGGAUCCAUGCUUUUUUUCCGGGCGGGGAUGUUUGUGGUUGGCCCUGAAUCAGCAGGAGCCGACCCUGGCCCUGCAUGCUACAAGAAAGGGGGUCCUCUAACAAUUACUGAUGCCAACCUUUGCCUAGGAAGGCUUCUUCCAGAGUAUUUUCCAAAAAUAUUUGGCAAAAAUCAAAAAAGUCCUUUAGACAAAGCCGCAACUGAUAAAGCCUUCAAGAAACUUACAAGGGAGGUCAAUGAGUUUUUGUCCUCUCAAGAGGGCACAGCUAAGCAGAAGAUGACGACUGAGGAGGUAGCCAUGGGGUUUAUACAAGUGGCCAAUGAGGCCAUGUGUCGACCAAUCAGAGCCCUCACACAGGCAAAAGGAUAUGACACCUCCAAACAUGUGCUGGCAUGCUUUGGUGGUGCUGGAGGACAGCACGCUUGUGCAAUAGCACGAUCCUUAGGAAUGUCAAAGGUCUUUGUGCACAGAUAUGCUGGCAUCCUGUCUGCCUAUGGGAUGGCUCUGGCCGAUGUGGUGUAUGAAGCACAAGAACCAUGUGCAAAAGUAUACAACCCAGAUUUCUUUGAUUAUUUUGACCAACACAUUGCUGAACUUCAAAACAAAUGUAGGGAAGAACUGAUGAAACAAGGAUUUCAGAGAGAGCAGAUAGAGACACAGCCCUUUCUACACAUGCGGUAUGACAGAACAGAUUGCGCAUUAAUGAUUUCAUCCGAUAACCACCCUGCCAACCAGAACUCCUGCAGAUCUGGUGAUUUCAAAUCCGCAUUCCAGGAGAGAUACCAGAUGGAAUUUGGAUUCACCAUUCCUGAUCGACCAAUUUUAGUUGAUGACAUCAGAGUCCGUGGGGUGGGGAAGGCACUGGUCCGUGAAGAAAAGGAGGUCCCUGCAACGAGCUCUCCCCCUGUAGCAACUUUGACAGCCAACUGCUAUUUUGAUAAAGGUUACAGAGAAACUAACGUGUACCUGCUGGAAAAUCUGUCCUUUGGUCAUUCUGUGGAAGGCCCGGCUAUCAUAAUGAAUGGCAAUAGUACAAUUUUAGUAGAGCCAAACUGUACUGCCUCCAUAACCAAGUGUGGAGAUAUCGAGAUACAGGUGGGAAGCGGCAGCACUCAGCGUGUGGGUCCAGAUCUAGACGCCAUCCAGCUCUCCAUAUUCUCCCACAGGUUUAUGAGCAUUGCUGAGCAGAUGGGAAGAGUUUUACAAAGAACAGCUAUAUCAACAAAUAUUAAAGAACGUCUUGAUUUCUCGUGUGCAAUGUUUGGUCCUGACGGGGGACUCGUGGCCAAUGCCCCUCACAUCCCUGUACAUCUCGGAGCCAUGCAGGAGACUGUCCAGUUCCAGAUGACGCAGAGAGGCAAGGACUUUAGAGAAGGAGAUGUGAUUUUGGCCAACCACCCGCAGGCAGGGGGGAGUCAUCUCCCAGACCUUACUGUCAUCACACCGGUGUUUUGGCCCGGUGAAUCCAAACCAGUGUUUUUUGUGGCCAGUCGAGGCCACCAUGCUGAUAUAGGGGGGAUAACUCCUGGAUCCAUGCCCCCACACUCCAAGUGUAUCCAGGAAGAGGGUGCUGUGUUCAAAUCUUUUAAACUGGUGGACCAGGGCAUAUUCCAAGAGGAAGCUGUCACCCAGGCUUUUAUGGAGCCUGGAAAAUAUCCAGGUAGUAGUGGAACACGUAACCUUAGCGAUAACCUCAGUGACCUUAAAGCACAGGUUGCAGCCAAUCAGAAGGGCAUAACACUUAUCAAAGAGCUGAUUGAGGAAUAUGGAUUGGAUGUUGUGAUUGCCUAUAUGGCUCAUAUACAGGAUAAUGCUGAGAUUGCUGUUCAAGAAAUGUUAAAGGAAAUAGGCCGUCGCACAAGGGAGAGAACUGGCACGGCUCAACUGUCAGCAGAGGAUUACAUGGAUGAUGGAGCUAAGAUCUGUUUGACUGUCAACAUUGAUGAGGAAAAGGGAACGGCUGUGGUAGAUUUUACUGGGUCAACCUGUGAAGUGUACGGCAAUUGUAAUGCACCAAGGGCAGUAACUCUAUCUGCUCUGAUCUAUUGUCUGAGGUGCAUGGUUGGACAUGAUGUGCCACUCAAUCAGGGAUGUUUGAAGCCUGUGACUGCCAUUAUUCCCAAGGGGAGCAUCCUGGACCCGUCAGAGAACGCAGCGGUGGUGGGAGGGAAUGUCCUGACCUCCCAGAGAGUCGUGGACGUCAUCUUCCGGGCCUUCCAAGUUUGUGCCGCCUCUCAGGGUUGCAUGAACAAUAUCACUUUUGGAGACGACGCCUUUGGUCAUUACGAGACAGUGGCAGGCGGAGCUGGAGCAGGCCCAACAUGGAACGGCAGAAGUGGUGUGCACAGUCACAUGACUAAUACUAGAAUCACCGACCCAGAAAUACUGGAGAGGAGGUAUCCUGUGAUUCUGAAGAAGUUCCAUCUGAAUCCCGGGACAGGAGGACACGGCCAACACAAGGGAGGGGACGGAAUCAUCCGAGAGUAUUUGUUCCGGAAAGAUCUCACACUCUCUAUUCUCACAGAGAGGAGGGUUUUCUCCCCUUAUGGAUUAAAUGGUGGAGAAUGUGGAUCUAAGGGAGUUAACCUCAUCUAUUACAAGGAUGGGAGAGUGGUGUUCUUGGGUUCAAAGACUUCAAUUAAAUGCCACGCAGGGGAUGUGUUUUAUCUUCAAACUCCUGGGGGUGGAGGGUAUGGGAGUGAACAGGAAUUGAAAACUGAAACCAGGAAGCGAAAACAGAGGUCAAGUGAGGAAGGGUCAAAGGCCAAAAAAGGUCACUCACUGGUGGGUCGAGGGAGUGUUUUCGAAUACAAGAAGUCUCAAGAAUCUGCAUAGAUUAAAGAAAAUUACUGAAUUAAUCAGACGAUUUAAUUAGACAUUGUUCCAGCAUAAUAUUAUGGGAAUGGUGUUAGUUUCAACCAACCACAAUGAAGAUAUCAAAUUAUCAAUGUUAUUAUGUUGCCCGAUGUUGUAUAUACCUUCAGACAAUGAGGGGUGAACUGGGUGAAAACAAAAGGUGUGGGGAAUUUUUAAUGUAUACAUGCAGCAUUAGAUUUAGACAUUAUUAUUUUUAUUUUUUUUGUCAUUUACAAUUGGCUUACUUGAUUUUUUUCAAUCUUUUAUUCCUUCUCCUUGAUUUUUCUAGGAUCUAGUAUAAUCUAAUUUAUCAAGCAUUUUAUAUAUCAACAGUUAAAAGCAGGUGCUAUAUUAUUGUAACUCUAAUAUGGAGAUAGGGUACGUGUAGUAGAUACAUGUAGAGAUUUACAAAGUUGUUAAUGUUUGAAUGUGCUUUUGUAUAGUUAUUUGUUACUGAUGAAAAUAUUUAUCCAUGUAUAGCUUCUUCUUAGGGUUCCUUUAACCAGUUUCUACCCAAGAGAGACCAUAAACCAAUGUUAUAUGCAUUUUUAUAUAGUCUUCCAUGUUAUCAAAUGUUAAAUAACAUUAUUAUGUUUUUAUGAAAAAUAAAAUUCAUAUUCCCGAUAA